This is a messenger RNA of Xenopus tropicalis (tropical clawed frog), 1698 nucleotides long. RefSeq names its product aspartyl aminopeptidase (gene dnpep). The transcript has 15 exons. Gene Ontology annotation, molecular function: zinc ion binding; aminopeptidase activity. Gene Ontology annotation, cellular component: cytoplasm. The record is from RefSeq and is a predicted model, not a curated record. Lineage: Eukaryota; Metazoa; Chordata; Amphibia; Anura; Pipidae. Gene Ontology annotation, biological process: proteolysis. Bases 123 to 1562 code for a protein of 479 amino acids.
AAUUAGUAGCAAGCGGCGUGUGCGUUUCUAUUGGGUGGAAAGUCAGUGCAAGUGACUGUAUAGGAAGUGGGGAAGCAGCGGCCGGUCGGACAGACAGACAGACAGACAGACAGACAAUAACAAUGCAGGCAGCCGCAAUGAAGGGGACACGGGACGCGGCACAAACUGCAGCCAAAGAGUUUAUCAAGUUCCUGAACCGCGGCGUCUCUCCCUAUCACGUGGUCGAGGAGUGUAAGUCUCGCCUCCUACAGGCCGGCUUCUUGGAGCUAAAGGAAGCAGAACACUGGGACAUUAAACCCAACCACAAGUACUUUGUGACCCGAAAUUACUCCACAUUGGUGGCAUUUGCGGUGGGCGGCCAUUACCAGCAGGGGAAUGGAUUCACCAUGAUCGGAGCCCAUACGGACAGCCCAUGUCUAAGGGUAAAGCGCCGUUCCCGCCGGGGCCAAUGCGGGUACUUGCAGGUCGGCGUUGAGUGCUACGGAGGAGGAAUCUGGAGCACAUGGUUUGAUCGGGACCUGACUGUGGCAGGGAGAGUCAUUCUGAAGGACGGGCACCAUCUGCAGCACCGCCUGGUACAUAUAGACCGGCCCAUUCUGAGGAUCCCACACCUGGCCAUUCACCUGCAGAGGACUGUCAAUGAAAGCUUCGGACCCAACACCGAGCAGCAGCUGAUUCCUAUCCUUGCAUCUUCAGUACAGGAAAGUCUGGAAAAGGAGACCUUGGAUUCAGGAAUCUCAUGCCCCUCUGCGCCAGGGGGCAACAAUGUCGCCGAAAGGCACCACCCUUUGCUUCUGACCCUCCUGUGCGACAAACUAGGAGUCAAACCUGAGCAAAUACUGGAGAUGGAGCUCUGUCUGACCGACACCCAACCUGCAACCCUGGGAGGUGCCUACGAAGAGUUCAUUUUUGGGCCCCGCUUGGAUAAUCUGCACAGCUGCUACUGUGCUCUACAGGCUCUGCUGGGUUCCUGUGAAUCCCCAAGCUCUCUCGCCAGUGACCCCAAUGUCAGGAUGAUCACCUUGUAUGACAAUGAAGAGGUGGGCUCUGGGAGUGCCCAGGGGGCGGAGUCUCUGCUGACGGAGUUGAUUCUGCGCCGUAUCUCCUGCACACAACAUAAUCUCACCGCCUUUGAGGAGUCUGUGCCCAAGUCGUUUAUGAUCAGCGCCGAUAUGGCUCACGCGGUGCACCCCAACUACAUGGAUAAACAUGAAGAGAACCACAGGCCGCUCUUCCAUAAGGGUCCGGUCAUCAAAGUGAACAGCAAUCAGCGCUACGCCUCUACGGCAGUGACUGAGGCUGUGCUCCGAGAGAUUGCUGGGCGCGUCGGGGUCCCCCUUCAGGAAUUCAUGGUGAGAAAUGACGCGCCCUGCGGUACCACCAUUGGGCCCAUCCUGGCGUGCAAGCUGGGCCUGCGGGUACUGGACCUGGGCUGCCCCCAGCUGGCCAUGCACUCAGUGCGGGAGAUGUGCUGCACCUCCGGGGUCCUGCAGACCUCCACCUUGUUCCAGGCUUUCUUUGAACAGUAUCCCGCGGUGAACGGCAACUUGUUGGUAGACUGACACCCCUUUAAUCACAGCACUUUUUACUGAGCCUUCCACCAAUCCCAAUGAUCCCUGGCACUUGGUGGGCGGGGCUUGUCUGAAGGCAUGCAGCACCAGCAUCCUUAUAAUAAAAAAAAAAUGUUCUGUAAAUUUC